Molecule: messenger RNA, 1956 nt
Organism: Diuraphis noxia (Russian wheat aphid)
Lineage: Eukaryota; Metazoa; Arthropoda; Insecta; Hemiptera; Aphididae
Product: facilitated trehalose transporter Tret1-like
Biological process (GO): transmembrane transport
Cellular component (GO): membrane
Molecular function (GO): transmembrane transporter activity
Source: RefSeq, a predicted model, not a curated record
UUAUGAUAUAAUAUAGUUUUAUAUAAUUAUUAUUAUUGAAGAAAUAUUGUAGUAUCUAUAGUAUUAUUUGUAGUUUUCGUAACGCAGUGAAAUUUGUACGUCGUCUUACAUUAGUAAUAAUAAUAAUAAUAAUAUAAUAUACUCAACUUACGGAAUAUCAUCUGCGCGCACGUGUGAUCAGUCUAAAAAUGGACGACGCCGGUGCUACCAUCGCCAUCAACGAACCGGAACCUGGAUCACUGCUAAUUGUAACCGGUAGUGCGAGUGACCGGCAUAAUUAUAAACGAAUAUUAUCACAGGUAUGUGCAAUGGUCGCUCAGAGUUUAUUGAUGUUGGAUUUGGGAAUGAUGAUAGUCGUUCCAACAAUUGUCAUCGGCGCCCUUCAUAACGCAAAAGAGGGCCUUUCGCUGGACGAUACUCAGUCCUCAUGGAUUGCUAGCAUAAUUUUGCUGUGCCAACCCCUGGGCUGCGUGCUGUCGGGCUGCUUGCAGGGCAUAUUUGGCCGGAAGUGGUGCAUGCUGCUAGUGAACRUACCCCACUUGGCCGCCUGGUACCUUCUGUAUACGGCUGGAUCCACGUGGAUGCUGUACGCGGCAUCAGCGGCUAUGGGUAUAGGCAUUGGGUUCCUGGAGGCGCCCACGAUGGCAUACAUCGGCGAAAUCAGCGAACCAAACGUCCGGGGUAUACUUUCCACAUUCACCAGCUCCAUGAUCGUUCUAGGACACCUGCUAGAGUUUGUGCUCGGGUGUAUAUUUCCGUGGAGGACAACAAUGCUAGUCAGCUGCCUAGUACCUGCUAUCGCCGCCRUCGCCAUUUCGUUCAUCCCCGAAUCACCCAUCUGGUUAUUGACGAAGGGAAGGAGAGACGAGGCAUUGUCGUCAUUGAGAUGGCUCCGGGGAUGGGUUUCCGCCGAAGAGGUGAGUGAAGAAUUUCACAAUCUUGAACUGUACUGUCAGGCAUCCAAAAACGAGUUUAACAGUUUGUUGGAAGCCAARAUCAGGAAAUCAUCAGGAUACGUCGGUGUUCCAGAYUGCGAAUUCGUUAUGAAGAGCGAACCCAACGCCGUGGACAUCGUCAGGGACUUUUUUCGUCCUGGAAUCUUAAUACCACUACGACUGGUCGUGGUCUACUUCUUCUUUUUCCACGCCGCAUCGCUGACGGCCAUGCGACCAUACAUGAUCGAAGUCUUCUCCCGGCUGGAAGUGCCCAUAUCACCGAACGUACUCACCAUCUUGUCUGCGGCUUUACAAGGCACUGGAGCACUAAUAUGUAUGUGCUUGAUGCGACUGGUCGGAAAAAGAGUUCUGUCAUUGGUCUCUAUGUCGGGUUGUGCGCUGUGCUGUUUGUCAUUAGGCGUCUACACUUACGUCACAACACAGCACCAGUGGUCAUCCGUACCGACGAUACCACUAUUAUUGUUUUGCACACUGUACUUCACAAUGAACUUGGGCAUCAGUCCCGUACCAUGGUUACUGAUAAGUGAAGUAUUUCCGAACAGAGGUCGAGGAGUGGCCAGCGGAAUAUGCGCGGCAAUUUUUUACGGAAUCGCGUUCCUGGUAUCGAAGACGUGGUUGAAUCUCCAAAACUCAGUUGAAUUACAUGGAUGCUUUUUCUUGUACGGAAUCCUUGCCGUCAUUGGUAUAAUGUUUGUAUACAUUUGUUUGCCGGAGACUGAAGGCAAGACACUAGCCGAAAUCGAAAAUAAUUUUGCGAAGAAAAAUGUUAAAUAAGUUCAAAUAUCAAGCAACAAGCACGGCGUAAUAAUAAAAUAUCACAUUAUUCUGUGUUGAUGUAAUAGUAUGUACCUAUACACUACAAAAGAGGACCGGGUCACAAGUGUUCUGCAAAUAUAUUUUUAAUGUCCCCUACGAAUAUAAGUAUAAUAAUUGUAAAAACAAACCAAUGGUCACGUUACCGAUGCUUUUUCCUUAAUAAUAAAAAAAAAAAGUAUAAUAA